Arabis nemorensis is the source of this 1494-nucleotide messenger RNA. Lineage: Eukaryota; Viridiplantae; Streptophyta; Magnoliopsida; Brassicales; Brassicaceae. The record is from the annotation of a GenBank genome assembly.
AUGGUUUUCUCAGUUUCCGUAUUUGCUUCUCUUGUACCAUACAUAGUCUCAGCAUUACUUCUCUUCCUUCUCCUCGAACAACUCUCUUACCUUAUCAAGAAACGUAACCUCCCUGGUCCACUCUUCGUACCUCCGAUCAUCGGAAACGCCGUUACACUCGUCCGUGAUCCCACUUCCUUCUGGGAGAAGCAAUCCGCAACGGCCGGAAUCUCCGGUGGUCUCUCCGCAAACUACCUCAUCGGAAAAUUAAUCGUCUACAUAAGAGACACAGAGCUUUCUCAUCAAAUCUUCUCAAAUGUUCGUCCCGAUGCUUUCCACCUCGUCGGACAUCCUUUCGGCAAGAAGCUAUUCGGUGAUCACAAUCUCAUCUACAUGUUCGGCGAGGAUCACAAGUCCGUUCGCCGUCAUCUCGCUCCAAAUUUCACUCCCAAGGCAUUCUCCACUUACUCUGUUUUACAGCAGCUAGUCAUCCUCCGUCAUCUACGGCGGUGGGACGAGAGUUUCUCCGGCGUAUCUCGUCCGGUCUCGCUGCGGAACCUCGUCCGCGAACUCAACCUCGAGACAUCUCAGACGGUCUUCGUUGGACCGUACCUCGACAAGGAAGCGAGGAGCAGGUUCCGUACGGAUUACAAUCUGUUCAAUCUUGGUUCGAUGGCUCUCCCAGUAGACCUCCCAGGUUUCGCGUUCGGCGAGGCUCGCCGGGCGGUGAAGAGACUGGCGGAAACACUCGCCGUAUGCGCGGGAAAAUCGAAAGAGAGGAUGGCUUCAGGAGAAGAACCGACGUGCUUAAUCGAUUUCUGGAUGCAAGCGAUCGUCGCGGAGAAUCAACCGCCGCCGCACUCCGGCGACGACGAGAUCGGCGGUUUCCUCUUCGAUUUUCUCUUCGCCGCACAAGACGCGUCCACGUCAUCACUUCUCUGGGCGGUGACGAUGCUCGAUUCGGAGCCGGAGGUGCUAAGCAGAGUGAGGGAGGAAGUCGGGAGGAUCUGGUCGCCUGAGUCCAACGCGUUGAUCACCGUCGAUCAGAUGACGGAGAUGAAGUACACGCGCUCGGUGGCGCGUGAGGUCAUAAGAUUCCGACCACCGGCGACUAUGGUCCCACACGUCGCUGCUACGGAUUUCCCUCUCACGGAAUCGUACACAAUCCCAAAAGGUACGAUUGUUUUUCCUUCGGUUUUCGAUUCCUCGUUUCAAGGGUUUACUGAACCGGACCGGUUCGAUCCGGAUCGGUUUAACGAGACCAGGAAAGAGGAUCAGGUGUUCAAACGCAACUUUUUGGCGUUUGGGUGGGGACCGCACCAGUGCGUGGGGCAGCGUUACGCGCUGAACCACCUCGUGCUCUUCGUCGCAAUGUUCUCGACGCUCUUUGACUUCAAGAGGUUUAGAUCGGACGGCUGCGAUGAGAUCGUUUACAGCCCCACGAUUUCGCCCAAGGACGGGUGCACGGUGUUCUUGUCUAGGCGCGUCGCAGCGUAUCCGAACUUCUCUGCUUGA